AUGAAAAAUGAUAACACAGUAGUUUACAAGAACAAUACUUGGAGCAUAUACAACAACAAGUCCAAUGCCCCUGGGAAUAAGAAAAGGAGCCGAGUGGAAUACCUGACCCUGUUAGGGAAGGGACAACUCUUUGACGGAGCGGCAAACGAAAAUGAGGGUAAGCAAAGCGAAGUGACGGACAUGUACAUCUACACAGGCAAGGGAGUGGAAAAAGUGUCCAUAAACACAGCGACGAAGGAGAGAAAAAACGAAAUGAACAAAAACAAACGGUAUCAGUAUUUAAAGGAUAAAAUAACGAAUGCAUUGAAAAAUCAGGAAAUGAUAAAACAGAUUACCAGUGAAAAUGAAUUUGCGAAUGCUAACGAAAAUGAUCCCAGCGAUGUCUUCAUUUUUGAUAAGCUUAAAAAUGAAAUAAGCAUUUUCAGCAGCAAGGGGCUAAAAGAAGAGGAGCACAAAAAGGGAACGGAUGAUGCCACAGUGGAUACCCAUCCUUUGGAGGAGUCAUCAUUUCCUCAUACGGAUGUGCAUACAACGGAAGAUAUUUUUCCUCGUGCAGAUGUGCACGCAGAGGCAACUGCUUCUGUCACGUGCAACCGUGUGGGGGAAAUUGUCGAUUGUGUAACCGACGACGUGGGGAUUCUACCUGGUGAAGGCGGGUACAACCGUCAGAAUGAAUAUAGAGAGGAUGAGGUACCUCCCUAUAAGAAAAACGAAAGUGAGUUUGCGAUCCAACCGGAGGACCGCGCCAAACUUGACGAUGAGAAGGAAACUCCAAAUGAGGUUAAAUCCGCAGGGGAAGACUCCACCAAACCGAAUGGUGAGUUUUUCAUCCACACGGAAAAAUGUAGUGACUUCAGCAGCGAAACGGAUGAUGAAAUUGAUUCUGACUCCGAGGUGGAAGCCCCCAAGUGGGAAAGUCAACCCGAAAGGGGAAAGAUCAUGUCGCGUUUGAAGAACCAAACGAGGGAAGUAAAACAGGGGGCAAAAUACCAAAGGGGGAAAGUCCCGGAAAAGCAUAAAAAAGGCAAACAGGGGGUGUACAAAAGGGAAGUGUACGAAGGAGGAUGUCUCCAAAAAGGCUGGCAUGAAAAUGACCCCUAUGAAGAGAGCUGGAGCGAGGAUAGCCAAGGGGAAUACAGGCCCUACAAAGACGCAUCCACAAAACAUGGACCGACUACCCACCGGCGCGACGAGCUCCACAGUGUGCAAAAAGAAAUGCACCACCUCAAAGUACAAAUCAACAAGGUAAAGGAAAAAAUGAAAAUAAUCAACAACAAGAAAAACGGAAAAAUAAACGUCUUGAAUAAAAAAAUUAAUAUUCUGAAAAAUAAGCUGAGCGAUGGGUAUGUGAAUAAUCUAAACGACGACAUAAAUAUUUUCAACAGCCAAAUCGAUAUUUUAUUUAUUAAAAAAAUUAACAAAAUGUACAAACAGAUAAAUUCCUACGUGAAAAAUAUAAACGACCAGAUAGGGAAGAAUUUAUCGACCCAAAAAACUAUGGGCAACCUAGAUCCGUCCCUAUACAGUCAUAUACAAAGACAAAUAAGCAACAUAAAAAUACAAGUAAGUAAUUUACAUGAUCAGGUGAAGAGUCACAUGUACCAGCAGAAAAGCAACAAAAUGUUUAACCAAAUGAAUAGCCAAAUUAACAACACCAAUAAUCAGAUUGGUAGGCAUCUGGGUGGCCACCUGGAUUGCCAAAGAGGAGAACUCCCAACGAUGGACUCAAAACGGAUAAUUCCAAAUGAGCAAUGCAUGUAUAAGAGGAGCUCCAAAGGAUCACUCUCCAUGGAAGAGGACCUGUCUCUUCUACAGCAUGAAAAAAAAAUGCGCAAAAAAAAAGGCAUCGUUAAGAAGGAAGAUUACCUCUACAGGGAUAACACCUUUUGUAAGAAUACCUAUCACGAGCUGCACGAACAAAUUAACUUCAACAAUGCAGAUGAGGACGCUAACCUUUAUAGCCGCGUCGGUAAACACAAUGGGGGUACUAUUAACGUGGAGGAAUAUCUAACCGAAGGAGACUCCUAUUCUUCCAACGUUAGUGUUACAAAGUGUGGAACCCAUCGGGGAAAAACAAUCCGAGGGGGAAGCAAAGGGUACAAUUCAAGUGGUAGCUGCAAAAGCAGAAAUUCAAAAAGGAGGAAAACGAGAAAAGAUAAUGAACCGAAUUAUGAUCACCUUAAACGGAAGAAAAAAUUAAUUCACCUCUUUAGUCGAAAUAUCAAGAGGGAAAGUGAUAAGUAUGGUGAUGCCACGGAUAGGGUCAAUCCCCAAUCGGAGGUCAACACAGAUGGUGUGCACAGGCGAUCUGCCGUUGAAACAGAUGAACACACAGGUCUACGUAGUGAUGAACAUCCAUCCGGGGGUCAAACUGUAAUCUGCGAAAAGGGAGACGCCCUUAUGCAGGAGGAGGGACCGUCGGCUCACUUCGGUGAUGAACGUGGUAAAGUUGGUACAGUCGAAGGGGUAGAAGUGAUCGACGUGGAAGAAGUGAUCCAAGCGGCAGGAGUGAUAAACCUGGUAGAUGAGACCGAAACGGAUGGAACUGCUAACAAAGGAACAAACGCAGAGGAGGCGUACCGCCCCUUCAGCGAUCAGAAGUUAAUGUAUCUGAAAAAAAAAUUGAUGCAGUUGGAUUUAUUUAAAAAGAAUCAAAAACGGAAAAAUGAGGAGGAUGACCUAAACCAGCACGACAUAAAAGCAGAUACUAGCGAACAAGCAAACGAAAAGGACAAAAUCAUGGCCCCUAUAGAAGUAGCCAAUGGGUCGGAUAAAGCCGUCGAAUUAGUUUCUCACACAGAGAAGGGGAACAUAUUACAAAAUAGCGCACAAUCAACACAUGGAACGCGUGCGUUCAUGUUUGUAGAGGAAGGGCAAGCAGCGGAAGUUGGUGGAAGCAGUGAUGACGCGUAUGGUAAUUACAAUACAAAGCACCACUCGAAAGGGCAAACUAGCCAAAGUGACAGUAGAAGGGAAAGUUACCCCAACGGAAAUAUGAACAAUGCAAGUGAAUCCAAAGACUUCGUGUCGAUUUUUCAAAAACUGGUUCGCAAAGAAAGUGAAAAUGGGCAAAGCGAACAUAAGGGGCAAAAUUUUGUACCCCAUCUUUAUGGCAACAUCGGUGAGGAUACAUUAGCCGACGAUUAUUGCCUCAGUGAGAAGUCCACCUUCCUUCCACAUGGUGACCAGCGGAAAGUGGACAAAGGAGGAAAACACGUAGAUAUGUUGAGACAUUUUUUUUUCUUAAAAGACGAUAUGAAGGGUUCGCAAAAUGUGCAGGAGGCCACUAGCAUGGAUAAUACAAGUAGUGAUCAAAACGGAGUAGCAAAGAGUACGAACGGAUGGAGAGAACCCAGUAGCUAUCCCAGUGCAAGUGAAGCAACAAAUGAAAAUUGCGGAAACGGGAAAAAUGCGCAGCUCACGAAUUCUUUUACCAUAGACCAAAUUUAUGACUACACGGUGGAUUAUUAUCGCCAAAUGAGAGAAUCACAGGAGGGGGGAAGCGAGCCCCAAACCUUCACCAACAUAUGA
Plasmodium coatneyi is the source of this 3531-nucleotide messenger RNA. RefSeq lists its product as uncharacterized. The transcript has 3 exons. Bases 1 to 3531 code for a protein of 1176 amino acids. NCBI's taxonomy places the organism in Eukaryota, Apicomplexa, Aconoidasida, Haemosporida, Plasmodiidae. The record is from RefSeq and is a predicted model, not a curated record.